CCGCAUUGCCAGUCAGAUACGGCCAGGAAAGUCAGUGCGCACUGUGCAAGUAUGCUCCUAUGCCGGCGAGGAUGCCUCUUGGUCCCAAUCUUUGUUAUUGAUUUUUUUCUAAUGUUUUUUUUUUUUUUUUUUUUUUUUUCAAUUUUUAUAUAGUUCUGAGCUGCUUAACGCCUGCUUGUUGUCUUUUGUUGCUGUUUUUUUUUUUUUAACUUCUUUAUCAUUUUUUUUUUCCAGGCUGCAGAGGAGCCCACAAGCACAAUGCUGUCAGUCGACUUGCUGAAGGAUAGCCCUCGUGUUGCUCCUCAGGAGAAAGAAACGUUCGCUGAACCUUCUCCCGAACCUUCUCCAGAACUUUCUCCAGAACCUACCCGAAGGGAUCGAGGAAUGGCGCAGUAUGAGUCGCUGAAGGCAGACUUAUUUCGGCUUACACGUGGCACAGCCUUGGCGUGCACGAUCUAUGCUCUUGUCACGGUAUCGUUAAAGGCAGCUGCCAGCUAUGGGAUUGGAGCUCUAGGCAGGAUAGGCGUCGACAGCCGAACUUUGUCGGAUGCUUUGGAGAAAGGUGUCGAGGCGAUCGGGUUUUCUCUGGGAAACGUACGGUUGCUUGUCCCAGUGGGGCUGAUGCUUCUUGGAUGCUUCUCCCAGUCGGAAACGGCGGAGAAAGGACUUCACCUGCAGGUGGAGAAGGAGAACAAGAGAAGAAGAAAGAAAGGAGGAGGACGAGGAGGAGAAGGAAGAAAGAGGUUCACCUCCUCUGAAGGAGGAGGAGAAGGAGGAGGGGAAGGAGAAGGAGAUGGUCGACGGAGGAGGAGCAGGAGAAGGAGAUGGACGACGGAGGAGGAGGAGGAGGAGGAGGAAGAGGAGGAGGAGGAGGAGGAGAUGGUCGACAAGGGAGGAGGGGCUCACCUUCUCGCGAUGGAGACCACGACGAGGAGAAGCGGUGGCGCAGCGGCAGCCCGCGAUGACGAGGCGCGGCGUUCAAAGGAGUGGCGGCUACAAGACAGGCAGACGCUCCGAGCCCGUAGUGUUGCCGCCUGAGCGCGACAUUGAAUUCGAACCGCGGGGGCGGGAUUCGAAUUCAAACUG
This is a messenger RNA of Chara braunii, 1086 nucleotides long. The record is from the annotation of a GenBank genome assembly. Lineage: Eukaryota; Viridiplantae; Streptophyta; Charophyceae; Charales; Characeae.